UGCAGGACCCAGGAAACUGGCUGCUUAAAGUCACUUAAAUGUUUUAACAGCAUUGGAAAAUGGGAGCUGCUACUAAGUUGGCGUUCGCUGUUUUUCUUAUCUCUUGUUCUUCAGGUGCCAUACUUGGCAGAUCGGAAACACAGGAGUGUAUCUACUACAAUGCUAAUUGGGAAAAAGAUAAAACAAAUCGCAGUGGUAUUGAACCUUGUUAUGGUGAUAAAGAUAAAAGACGACACUGUUUUGCUACAUGGAAGAAUAUUUCUGGAUCAAUUGAAAUUGUGAAGCAAGGUUGCUGGCUAGAUGACAUCAAUUGUUAUGACAGGAAUGAUUGCAUAGAGAAGAAAGACAGCCCUGAAGUGUUUUUCUGUUGUUGUGAAGGCAACAUGUGUAAUGAACGUUUUUUCUAUUUUCCAGAAAUGGAGGUCACGCAACCAACUUCCAAUCCUGUUACACCUAAGCCACCUCUGUUCAAUACCUUGCUUUAUUCGUUGGUGCCUAUAAUGGGAAUUGCAGUGAUUGUGCUCUUUUCAUUUUGGAUGUACAGACAUCACAAGCUAGCGUAUCCUCCAGUACUCGUUCCAACCCAAGAUCCUGGACCUCCACCACCUUCACCAUUGAUGGGUUUGAAGCCAUUGCAGUUACUAGAGAUCAAAGCUAGGGGAAGAUUUGGUUGUGUAUGGAAAGCUCAACUACUAAAUGAGUAUGUUGCAGUCAAAAUAUUCCCUAUUCAGGACAAACAGUCGUGGCAGAACGAAUACGAAAUUUACAGUUUACCUGGAAUGAAGCAUGACAAUAUUUUGCAGUUCAUUGGUGCAGAGAAACGAGGCACUAGCAUUGAUGUCGAUCUCUGGUUAAUUACAGCGUUUCAUGAAAAGGGUUCAUUAACAGACUUUCUCAAGGCUAAUGUGGUCUCUUGGAAUGAGCUGUGUCAUAUCGCCCAAACUAUGGCUAGAGGCUUGGCUUAUCUUCACGAGGAUAUACCAGGGCUAAAAGAUGGACAUAAACCUGCCAUCUCACAUAGGGACAUCAAAAGCAAGAAUGUGCUGCUGAAAAAUAAUCUUACAGCUUGUAUUGCUGAUUUCGGUCUAGCUUUAAAGUUUGAGGCUGGAAAGUCUGCAGGGGAUACACAUGGACAGGUUGGUACACGAAGGUAUAUGGCUCCUGAGGUACUAGAAGGUGCUAUAAACUUCCAAAGGGAUGCGUUUUUGAGAAUAGAUAUGUAUGCCAUGGGAUUAGUCCUCUGGGAAUUGGCAUCACGCUGUACUGCCUCAGACGGCCCGGUAGAUGAGUACAUGUUGCCAUUUGAAGAAGAAAUUGGCCAGCAUCCCUCCCUUGAAGACAUGCAGGAAGUUGUAGUUCAUAAAAAGAAGAGACCCGUUUUAAGAGAGUGUUGGCAAAAACAUUCUGGAAUGGCGAUGCUUUGUGAAACGAUAGAGGAGUGCUGGGAUCACGAUGCGGAAGCCAGGUUGUCAGCGGGUUGCGUAGAAGAACGGAUUAUUCAGAUGCAAAAAUUAACUAACAUUAUAACAACAGAGGACAUUGUGACUGUGGUCACAAUGGUGACAAAUGUUGACUUUCCUCCCAAAGAAUCCAGUCUAUGAUAGUUGCACUGGUCGUGUCACUGACCGCCGGGACUCUUCACUGGAGCUGCUAAAGCUAACGGGACUGCUUACGUCAUUACUGUUUUCUGUGUGAAAAGACUGGUAAGUCUCUCUGGAACAUCACCAAGAGGGGUUUCUCCUUUAUUUUCCCCUUCCUCCUCCCAGACAUGGAUCCAUGAGACUUUUUGCAUUCCCUGCUUACACCCGAAGGACACGUGACUGAGAAGCGGUAACAUGCUGUUGAGGAACUUAAAUGAAGAAUACGGACCCGUACCGGCUAAUCACGCGUUUUAAAAACUGACAUCAGAUUUCUUAAUACCUGUCAGAAGAGACUAAUUCCUUAAAAUGAACUACUGUUAUUUUUUUUAAAUCAAACAUUUCAUUUCAGAUUUAAAAAAAAGGGUAACUUGUUUUUAUUGCAUUUGCUGUUGUUUAUAAAAAUGACUAUUGUAAUGCCAAUAUGACACAGCUUGUGAAUGUUUAGUGUGCUGCUGUUCAGUGUACAUAAACAAAAGUAAUCAAGUGGGAUAUAGCAACGAGGCUUCCAAGUAUUACUUAACCUCCCUCAACAAGGUAUACCUCAGUUCCACCUCUGCUAAAUUAUGAGAUUGACAACACUAACAAAUUUGAAUAAUAAAUUGAUCCAUGUUUUGUAAAUGAUGUAUUUCAAAUUCACUGUGUUAUUUAAAAAGGGUAAGCUAUGCUUCAUGCCAACAGUAAAUGGCCAUUCCUAAAGCAGUGUUUUUAGCCUUUUCUUGUACUAGCUUGUUGUGUAUAAAAAAAAACAAAACCAAACAAACCAGUGCUGUUUAUUGAAACAAAAUUUUCCUUCCUCUUUUAGUUUAAAGCUUUUCUCUUACCUCCAUUUCCCGGAAUAUCUCGUACAUUUAUUUAACUGAACACUAUUUAGGUUUGCUGUGUCUGAGGAAUAUUUGAAAACUUAAGCAUGACUUUUUCUUUUUUUAAUUUUCUGUGAGCUAUGACACUGGAAAGCUCUGAAUCCUUGUUCUUUUUUU
This is a messenger RNA of Pygoscelis adeliae (Adelie penguin), 2617 nucleotides long. It is a transcript of the gene ACVR2A, whose product is annotated as activin A receptor, type IIA. The transcript is spliced from 11 exons. Lineage: Eukaryota; Metazoa; Chordata; Aves; Sphenisciformes; Spheniscidae. Gene Ontology annotation, biological process: protein phosphorylation; cellular response to growth factor stimulus; activin receptor signaling pathway. Gene Ontology annotation, molecular function: ATP binding; activin receptor activity; activin binding. Bases 60 to 1601 code for a protein of 513 amino acids. The record is from RefSeq and is a predicted model, not a curated record. Gene Ontology annotation, cellular component: activin receptor complex; plasma membrane.